AUGGAUAACGAUAAGUCAAAGUUGUCUCCUCUCUGCAGUGCGGGAUGCGGCUUUUAUGGAAGUGAAAUCUACAACAACAUGUGCUCGAAAUGCUACAAGAGCUCUCAGAUGGCCAACAACAAAGACAAUGACAAGAAAUCGCUAGAGUCGUCCACUAGCUCAUCAACGACGAACACCAACAACAAUACUACGAAUACCUCUUCCACCAUGUCACCAGAAAAGAUAUCCACUACCACCACCACCAUCAACAAUAGUAGUAGUAGCCCUUCAGCAUCAGACACCACCACCACUGCCACUACUCCCACUACUACUCCCACUACCAUCACGGCGACAUCUUCUCCACAACGAUCUUCAAGGAAGCAUAGCCGAUCUCCAUCACCGGUAGCAGAUAAAAGACCAAUGCCAUCUCCUUUACCUGUUUCUACUUCAGAAGACCAACAACAACAACAACAACAACAACCUGCUCCUCAACGCAACAAGAACAGAUGUUACCAAUGCAGAGCGAAGGUCCCGCUUGUAAAACAAACCACAAACAAAUGCCGCUGUCAGUACAUCUUUUGCGACUCCCAUCGUUAUCCUGACCGACACGAUUGUGUGAUCGACUAUGCAAAACUCGAUCGAGUUGAACUUGCCAAAAAGAAUCCCAAAUUGCACGAUAGGCCAGCGGGUGGCAGAUCAUUUCGUCGGAUUGAUAGUCUCUAG
Molecule: messenger RNA, 702 nt
Organism: Lichtheimia ornata
Lineage: Eukaryota; Fungi; Mucoromycota; Mucoromycetes; Mucorales; Lichtheimiaceae
Exons: 4
Coding region: 1-702 (233 amino acids)
Molecular function (GO): DNA binding; zinc ion binding
Source: RefSeq, a predicted model, not a curated record